Micropterus salmoides (largemouth bass) is the source of this 484-nucleotide messenger RNA. RefSeq names its product ribosomal protein L37a (gene rpl37a). The record is from RefSeq and is a predicted model, not a curated record. The coding region runs from base 103 to 381 and encodes 92 amino acids. Gene Ontology annotation, biological process: translation. The transcript is spliced from 4 exons. Lineage: Eukaryota; Metazoa; Chordata; Actinopteri; Centrarchiformes; Centrarchidae. Gene Ontology annotation, cellular component: ribosome. Gene Ontology annotation, molecular function: structural constituent of ribosome.
UUCUGUGAAAACUCAAUGUCCCACAAUGCAGCGUGAACGACCAAGUAAAUCGCGCCUGCGCGCUAAGCAAUCCCUCUUUGGACCUACGUCUCCACUGAAACGAUGGCCAAGCGUACCAAGAAGGUGGGGAUCGUGGGUAAAUAUGGCACGCGUUAUGGCGCGUCGCUGAGGAAGAUGGUGAAGAAAAUUGAAAUAUCCCAGCAUGCGAAAUACACCUGCUCUUUCUGUGGCAAGACCAAGAUGAAGAGGCAGGCUGUUGGUAUCUGGCACUGUGGGUCCUGCAGGAAGACAGUGGCUGGAGGUGCCUGGACUUACAACACAACGUCCGCUGUCACAGUCAAGUCCGCCAUCAGGAGACUGAAGGAGUUGAAGGACCAGUAAACCAAGUGCGAUGAUCACUGGUGGAUUUGGGACUCUGUUUUCUAUAAUUUAACCGACCUGGACAUGGCCUCAACAUCCAAAAAUAAAGCGGUCUGGAGCGGAA